CGGCUGAGGCCGCAGAACUCGAACCGGUUGCUCCAUGGCCCGGACAACCGUGCCCGGCUGAGCCGCUUACCACUGGGGCUGAAGCCACCUUCCAGAGGCUGAGUCGUCGCGGCGGCGGUGGGGAUUGCAGGUGGCUCAGGCUCGCAGAUGGGUCAAGGGCUGUGGAGAGUGGCUAGAAACCAGCAACUGCAACAGGAAGGCUACAGUGAGCAAGGCUACCUCACGAGAGAGCAGAGCAGGAGGAUGGCUGCUAACAACAUUUCGAAUGCAAACCAUCGUAGACAAGCCCAAGGAGGCAUUGACAUAUAUCAUCUUUUGAAAACACGGAAAUCUAGAGAACAGGAAGGAUUCAUUAAUUUGGAAAUGCUGCCUCCUGAACUAAGUUUUACCAUUUUGUCAUACCUGAAUGCAACUGAUCUUUGCCUGGCUUCUUGUGUUUGGCAGGACCUUGCUAAUGAUGAGCUUCUCUGGCAAGGGUUGUGUAAAUCCACUUGGGGUCACUGUUCCAUAUACAAUAAGAACCCACCUCUAGGAUUUUCCUUUAGAAGAUUGUAUAUGCAGCUGGAUGAAGGCAGCCUCACCUUUAAUGCCAACCCAGAUGAGGGAGUGAACUACUUUAUGUCCAAGGGCAUCCUAGAUGAUUCACCGAAGGAAAUAGCAAAGUUCAUCUUUUGUACAAGAACACUAAAUUGGAAGAAGCUGAGAAUCUAUCUUGAUGAAAGGAGAGAUGUUUUGGAUGACCUUGUGACAUUGCACAAUUUUAGAAAUCAGUUCUUGCCAAAUGCACUGAGAGAGUUUUUUCGACAUAUUCAUGCACCUGAAGAACGUGGGGAAUAUCUUGAAACUCUUAUAACAAAAUUCUCACACAGAUUCUGUGCUUGUAACCCUGAUCUGAUGAGAGAGCUUGGCCUUAGUCCUGAUGCUGUCUAUGUACUGUGCUACUCUUUGAUCCUGCUUUCUAUUGAUCUCACUAGUCCUCAUGUGAAGAACAAAAUGUCAAAAAGAGAAUUUAUCCGAAACACCCGGCGCGCUGCUCAGAACAUUAGUGAAGAUUUUGUAGGGCACCUAUAUGACAACAUCUACCUUAUUGGCCAUGUGGCUGCCUAAAAGCACAACUGUUAGGACUUCAGCUUUGAAGGUGAAAACAACUAAAGCUACCCAAGAAAUUAUUUUGUAGAUAUGGGGGUUACACUAGUGCUGGUCAUUCUAACCUCUGCAUACAAUCAAGUGUGUCUGUACUACCUUUUUUUUUUUUUUUUAAGUAAUUUACCAUGGGAACUGAAGGAUUUUGCAGAAAUUUUUCUUAAUUUUCCUUAUCAUGUUUUGCACAAAGUAGAGCCAUGAAAAAAAGCAGAGUCUGACACAACCAUUUAAGAAUGUUUAAACUGACAUUACACUAAAAACAUGGUAAAUUUGUACAUUUGAUUUGCUUCACAAAUCUUAACCAGUUCCAUUCUUUUAUAAAAUACCAUGUAAUGUGUACAUAUUUAACUAAAGAGAUUUAUAAUCAUAAUUAUUUUAUUGUAUAGUAUUUUAACUAAAGUUUUUCCUUUUUUCUCUAAAGUUGAGUUCUGAAUUUCUUUAUUACUGAUCAAAGAUUGGGAGUAUUUUCCUCAAAAUCAGAUCUGACUUCUGAGGGAUUCAUCAACAACAAUAUUUAUUUCAUUUUUGAACUAGAAAGGAGGGAACUAAUUUCUGAUUAAUUUUACAUUGCAUAUAUGUAUAUAUACAUAUGUGUGUAAGAGAGUGUGUAUGUAUACACAUAUGUAGAACCAUGAUUUUAGGGAGACAGCAUGGCAUAUUGGUUGGAGUGCUAAAACCGGAGUGAGUCCUACCUCUAACACUGUCACCAUGGAUAAGUCAUUCAACCUCUUAGUGACCUAGAUAACUCUCUAAGACUAUAAAUUGUAGAUGUGCUGCUGAUUGGCAUCUAUGGUGGGAGUUUCCACAUUUGAAGUUCUGAUUCAUACUGGUGAAAUCACCAGUCUGGUGCCACUCCCCCAUGUAUGUAUGUUUGUACUCACAUAUAUGCAGCAAUAUAAAGGUAUAUGAUGGGUAUAAAUAGAUUAUAACAUAGUACCAGCCAUUAUAUUCAUAUAAAAAGGAAGGUGUAUGUAUGUACAUGUAUAUACAUAUACCUACAUACAGAUGUGUACAUAGAAGGAGUUUAUGUGUAUCUCUGGAGUAAGAAAGACACAUUUCCCCCACAAUUACUUUGUUAAUUCAACUUUUAAGCCACUAAUUAAGCUCCUAUUUGAUGAAGAGUGCUGAGCAGCUAGAUGCUGAGUAGUAUUUUUCAAAUUAAAUAAAUAAUCCUUGCCCUCUUGGAAUUUACAGCUUAAUAGCAUUUAAACUUUCUGUUCUAUACAGAUACAUCCUGUGAUGAAACAAAAACAAAAACUUAAAAACCCUAAGAUACCAUAACAUUCUUAUUCGGCAUAGAUUACAUCUAUGUUUAUAGGACUUCUUUUCCUCAGCACUUGAAUAAAUCAGAAUAAAGUAAUCAUUGAGUGGAAUAGUAACUUUUUCUUGACUGUCUUUAAAAUAAUUUGGCAAUCUUUCCUAUCUUCUCUGAAAUAGUCUCUUGCUAAUGAUAUUUCAAAAGGGAUAUAGUGUCUCUUCAGUCUGGUUAGGAAGUGAGGUAUUCCAUUUAAUCAGAUUGUUUUGAUUAAUGGCAGGUUAUCUAUGCCACAAACAUUAGCAGUUUUUAGAAAAUUAUAAUACUUUAAAACAGGAAUUAUACAGAUCAUAACUCAAUCACUGAUAAUUCAGAAAGCCCACUAGAACUUCAUGUGUGUUUGUGUAUAUUAAGGCUUGCCACUGUAACCUAAAUGUUUUGUCCCCUUGUAUUCCUAACACCCCCGGCCCCCCCAAAUUGUAUAUACAAAGAAGAGAGAGAUCAUGCAGAUUUUUAAGAUCACACUUAUGGAUUGAUGGAGGAGGUGGAGGGUGCUUAUUUUGGAGGUAUGGUAGAGUAGGAAGACAGACAAGAUUUUGAUUAAAAUGGGGAACGUCAGUUGUUUUCCAGAUCUGGCCUACAGGUGCACUCCCAGGACAAUACUUCUAUGGAUAUCAACCAACAAUAAAUCAUCAUUUAAUAAGUACCUCAUAUAUGCCAGGUCCUAGAUGUGAACUCAUCAGUGUGAGUACGCCCUCCACUAUUGCAAACCACAGCCUUUUCAUCCUAUAUACCUUUUACCUAUUUUUCUAAGCCUUCUUCAUUGUCCAUCUAUUAUGUCUAGUUCUUGCUUCAUAAAUCCCUUCCUUCCUUGUCUAGUAAGGCCUUGAUGAUUUCUUUUUAUACCACUUUUUUCAGGCAAGUACUGGUUGGUAAUAAGUUGCUUACUAAUCUGUCUUGUACCUUUAUGUUGCUGUAUUUUUGAUUCUUCACAUGACAUUGGUAUUCUAUGAUACGUAAUCAUGUAGCAUUAUCAGGAAAAUAUUUUGUACUAAUAAAAUAGAUUUUCCAGUAGGAAGCAAAUUGAGAUUAUUCAAAGUGAUAUGGGGCAGCUAGGUGGCGCAGUCGAUAGAGCACCGGCCCUGGAGUCAGGAGUACCUGAGUUCAAAUCCGGCCUCAGACACUUAGCACUUACUAGCUGUGUGACCCUGGGCAAGUCACUUAACCCCAAUUGCCUCACUAAAAAAAAAAAAAAAGAAAAAGAAAGAAAGUGAUACACAGUUUCCCCAAUAAAACCCAGUACAUUCAUCUCCCUAUUCAAUUUGAACCCAGUUUAGUACGAGUAAGCAGAGCCUAGAUACAUGUACUUGUGUAAUAAUAGCACAAUGUCUACCCCCAUAAAACUGCAUGUCAUAAUUUGUGGAAUAAUCAUUCUUCAUCUACUAAGUUUUUCCUGGGUCAACUGCUAGGCUAAUCUCUUUUCAAUGAUUACAGUCAUUGAAGAACUUGAAGCUGGCACUAAUUGCAGUCAAAGAAUGUGAGUUUGAAUCCUAAUUCUGACAUUGGAUUAAAUCAUAUUAUCUUAUCCUUCAAUUUCCUCAUCUUUAUUAUAAAGAGGUUUAACUAGAUGUCCUCUUAGGUCCCUUCCAGCUCUAGACAAGUGAUUCUUAUGAACAUAAUUAUUCCACAAACAGGAGCACGAGUAGAACUUGCCCAUCAAUAAGUAAUCUUUCUUCUAUUUGGACAUCUGAAAGACAUCUCCCUUUGCAUGCUCCUGGUGAGCUCACACUGUAUCUCUGUUGGUAUUAAGUUAUCUCUGGUUAUAUGAAGGAAUCUUUUGUGAUUGGAACAUAGCAGUUGUUUCCAUUUGCUCUUUUAAAUCAAAUGUGCUUUUGUGACCAGCAAUCAAAACUGUCCAAGUUUGUUCCAAGGAACCUCUCAGUUUUAUGACUUAAGAUAUGAUUUUAUUGUAGAAUGUCAUCUGUCAGCACCUUUCUAUUCCCUUCUUACAUUUUCAUUGAGGAUACCCUAUAUUAUUUUCAUAAAGAUUUUAUGGAAGUGAAGAAGUAGAUGCUUGGUUCAGUAUUAUAGUCACUUAUAUAGCUUCCCAAUCAACCUUUUUAUAAUGAUAUGGCUUCUGAUCUUUUUUUUUUUUUUAGUUCUUUGGAAUCCCCCCUUAAAUAUCUUGAAAACUGAUCUCUGAAUGCUUUUAAAACUGUUUUCUACUUCAGCAUUGAUUUUUUUUCCUUUAUAUAUUGGUUAGGUCCUAGCUAUUUUUCUUCACUUUAUCCCCUUUAAAUGACAUUUUCAUUUCCUCCAUUUAGGAUGUUGGGUCCUGAGUUAAGAGUUCAUUUCUGUCUGUGAUAAGGAUAGACUUCAGUAGAGAACACUGAUAACAAGUUAUUUUAUUUCACACCUAAUUUUUUGCAUCCUUUCAAUUUCAUCUGUAAGUCUUCUUGGGAUGAUCAGGCUUAAUUGAAUCUCACACCAAGAUUUCCAUAUCUACCUCUAUAAUAUUUUCUUAAUUAGUUUAUAUUCUAAAUUGGUGUUUCUUUUGAUUAUUUUGUCUCUUUUUGUAAAUGAAGAUAAGGUUCUGGGUAAGGCAGUUUCUGGCUACAUGGUACCCACUUUUUAAAAGCAGUUAAACUUCUUUAGUAAAUAGUUACAAUAAAUCAAUGUUUUUACUUUUAAACAACUUGGUUAGAUCCUGUCUUUAUCAUUUUUCCUAGUUUGGUUUUGGAAUUGAUUUCAAUCAUUUUCUCUAAUUUGGCUGUACAUAGACAGCUGUGAUUGUGAAAUUACUCUCAUCAGUGGUACCCAAUCAUUUCCUGUCUAUUAUAGUCAUUUUCAUUUUCUUUGAUGUUGUUUGGUGUUCAUGAUUUCUAGCCUCUCCUGAUUUGUCCUGAGGAAAAGAUUGGUUCCUCUAAUUUACUAAUCUCAAACUCUAUUUUCCAUUAUGUUUUUCGUUGUCCUUUGCCAUGCCCAUCUUCACAAUGUAAUCUUUGAAUAUCAAGUUUAUGCCGACUUGGUUUGAAUAAUCUUAUAUUCUUCAUAGAAUUUCUCUUCAUCCUCUACAACAGAUGUUGGUGCAAUAUUGGUCAUAUUAUUCUCAAAUGUAACACUAAAUCAUUGUGAAAGGAAGCAAUCUCACUUUUGCAAAUAGAGCAUGACUGUCAGACAACUUGACUAUCAAAAGGACAAGGCAAAGUGAUGAACCUCUAAGGUUCUAAAUAAAUUUCCAAAGUAUGCCAUUUCUUCUUACAUGCAAAAUGGAGAAUUCCAUGAGAAAAUAAGCCUUAUUACAAAAGCAAAGUGAAAUUUUUAAAGAAUCAAGUAUGAUUUUUAGUUCCAUGACCAUCAUUUUUACCCUCCUCUGAACAGAGUUGAGCUUGCCAAUCUGCCUCCUAAAAAGUGGUACCCACGGGGGCAGCUAGGUGGCACAGUGGAUAAAGCACUGGCCUUGGAUUCAGGAGGACCUGAGUUCAAAUCCAGCCUCAGACACUUGAUACUUAACUAUCUGUGUGACCCUGGGCAAGUCACUUAACCCUCAUUGCCCUGCCCCCCCCCCCAAAAUCAAGCUGAUACCCCAAAUGGAAAGGACCUUUAGUAAGAAGUUCAAAGAACAGUAAUUGGUAACAACACCUGAGUAUCCACAUCCCAAUUGUAUAGCUGAGGGUGUCAUCUGUCUUUUUUAUCCAUAAAUUCCUCUCUCCUCUGACUUCUUCUGCCUCUGUCUUUUCUCCUCUGCCUAACUACCUCUCUCUUCCUACUUUCUCUCCCCUUUCUUUUUCUGCUGAUAUAUAUUUCUGCAUUUCCUUAUAUUGUGCCAUCCCCCCACCCAGGUAAUUUUCUCUUGACUGGCUGUAAUAUGAAACCAAAGUAUUUUUAUUGCUAUUAUUUAUCCCUGUCUCAACUUAGUAGUUGAGAAUGGUUUACAUCUCAAGUGUGAAAGAAAUAAA
Dromiciops gliroides (monito del monte) is the source of this 6357-nucleotide messenger RNA. It is a transcript of the gene FBXO8, whose product is annotated as F-box protein 8. Gene Ontology annotation, biological process: regulation of ARF protein signal transduction. Gene Ontology annotation, molecular function: guanyl-nucleotide exchange factor activity; protein binding. Bases 148 to 1107 code for a protein of 319 amino acids. The record is from RefSeq and is a predicted model, not a curated record. NCBI's taxonomy places the organism in Eukaryota, Metazoa, Chordata, Mammalia, Microbiotheria, Microbiotheriidae. The transcript is spliced from 6 exons.